GUGGAGAUGGUUGUUUUGGUGUUGUUGUCAUCUCUCGAAAGGUGAAAACUUUGGAUUUGACAGUUUUCUAUUGUGGAAAUAGGGACACCAGACGGGAAUACCGCGGCCUCGCCUCGUUCGACUCCAUGACAUGAGCGGAGGCGCCAGUGGAAGGCAGACGUGUUAGUUUUGGCUUCUUUCGGGAGCUAACAGUGAGCUAGCCCGGCGAGCUGAAGUUAAAAAUGGACUGCUCGGCUCUGGAGCUCGAUGCGGUGAAAUUCGCCAAAGCUGCUGUAACCUGCGACCAGAAUGGGAAAUACAACGAAGCUACCUUUUACUACAAGGAGGCAGCCCAGGCCCUCAUCUAUGCCGGCAUGGCCGGGUCCAAGCUGGAGGGAAUCCAGGAUAAAGUGACCGAGUACCUGGAUCGAGUCCAGGCUCUCCACAACGCAGUCCAGGCACAGACGAGCGACCCGCUGAAGUCCCGGCAGCACGUGGACCUGGAGCGCGCCCACUUCCUGGUCACCCAGGCCUUCGAGGAGGACGAGAAGGGGAACGACGACGAAGCCAUCGAGCUGUACACCCAGGCAGUGGAGCUGUGCAUCAAAACUUCCAACGAGACGUCGGAGCAGGCGCUGCAGACCAAGCUGAAGCAGCUGGCUCGUCAGGCUCUGGACAGGGCUGAAGGUCUCAAAGACUCCAAACCCCCGUCCGGGCCCCCUCAGGACCGAGCCCGGCCCGCCGGGGCCCGUCCCGGUCCCGGUCCCGGGGCCCCCGUCCGCCAGUUCUUCCCUCUGGGGCCGGACUUCAGCCUGAACGAGCGAGCGGCGCCGCAGCGGGCGGCGGCGCCGGCCGAGCCUCAGGGCCAGCGCUACACGUCCGAGGAGAUCGAGGUGCUCAGGAUUACGUCUACGAUCAACGGGAUCGCCUACGUGCCUUUCAUGAGCGUGGACCUGAAGGAGAGAUUCGCCUUCCCCGUUCCGUUCUCGGACAAAAUGGGCAAACUGGCGCUCUCUCCCAAACAGAAAGCCAUCUUCUCCCGCUGGAUCCGGCCAGACGAGAUCUGCAAUAACCCCACCAUGAUCCUGUCUGUGUCCAGCUUCAGCAUCAAGCAGACGGUGGUGUCCGACUGUUCGUUUGUGGCGUCGCUCGCCAUCAGCGCGGCGUAUGAGAGGCGCUACAACAAGAAGCUCAUCACCAGCAUCAUCUACCCUCAGAACCGCCGCGGCGAGCCGGAGUACAACCCCUGCGGGAAAUACAUGGUCAAGCUCCACAUCAACGGCGUCCCCAGGAAGGUCAUCAUAGACGACUUCCUGCCGGUGGAUCGUAACGGCGAGCUGCUCUGCUCCUACUCCAGCAACCGGAACGAGCUGUGGGUGUCGCUGAUCGAGAAGGCCUACAUGAAGGUGAUGGGCGGCUACGACUUCCCCGGCUCCAACUCGAACAUCGACCUCCACGCGCUGACCGGCUGGAUCCCCGAGCGCAUCGCCAUGCACUCCGACAAUCAGUCCUUCAGCAAGGACGACACCUUCCGCAUGCUGUUCCAGAGGUUCCACCGCGGCGACGUCCUCAUCACCACGGCGACGGGCGUGAUGACGGAGGAGGAGGGCGAGCGGUGGGGGCUGGUGCCGACGCACGCCUACGCCGUCCUGGACAUCAGGGAACACAAGGGAAUGCGCUUCCUGCAGCUGAAGAAUCCCUGGAGUCACCUGAGGUGGAAGGGCCGCUACAGCGAGAGGGACGAGAAGAACUGGACGCCCGAGCUGCUCAAGUACCUCAACUUUGACCCCAAGACGGCGCAGAAGUUCGACAACGGGGUGUUCUGGAUCUGCUGGGAGGACCUCUGUCAGUACUACGACGUCAUUUACCUGAGCUGGAACCCGGCGCUCUUCAAAGACUCCUCCUGCAUCCACAGCAGCUGGGAUGGGAAGCAGGGCCCGGUGAAGGACGUUUACAGCCUGGCCAACAACCCGCAGUACAAGCUGGAGGUGCAGUGUCCAACAGGGGGCGCCGCCGUGUGGGUGCUACUCACCAGGCACAUCACGGACAAGGACGACUUUGCGCAGAACAGAGAGUUCAUCACUCUGGUCGUUUACAAGACGGACGGAAAGAAGGUUUACUACCCAGCCGACCCGCCGCCGUACAUCGACGGCAUCCGCAUCAACAGCCCGCACUACCUGACCAAGAUGAGGCUGACCAGCGCCGGGACGCACACCUUCACCCUGGUGGUGUCUCAGUACGAGAAGCAGAACACCAUCAACUACACGCUGCGGGUUUACUCUGGCUGCAAAUUCACCUUCUCCAAGAUCCCGAAUCCUUUCACUCAGACCAAAAGGAUCAACGGCCAGUGGAAGGGCGCCAGCGCUGGCGGCUGCGGGAACUACAAGGACUCGUACAAACACAACCCCAUCUACCAGCUGAACCUGGAGCGGUCCGGACCGCUGCUGAUCGAGCUGCGGGGGUCCAGGCAGUACAGUGUUGGAUUCGAGAUGGUGACGGUGUCCACGGUGGGCGACGCCGGCCCGGCCGCCUCCCAGAAGAGGAGCAGCGGGGAUUACAGGUGCGGCUUCUGCUACAUGGAGGCGGAGCUGGUUCCCGCCGGCAUCUACAACGUCAUCCCCACCACCUUCCUGCCGCGGCAGGAGGGGCCCUUCUUCCUGGACUUCUUCAGCACGGCGGCGCUCAGAGUGUCGCAGCUGCAGUGAGGACCGGCGGACUGUCGGCCAAACUCAGACGGGGCUCCAACCAGUGCCAAGGCUUCAGUUCAGCUUCGUCUCGCUCAGAGAAUUACAAAACCCAGAAGAUCAGAGCCCGAUGCCGACGGGCAGAAACGACGAGCUUCCAGAAUCACGUUCCAACACCGAGGCGUCAGACAGUCUUCAGGCAGAACUCGUCACACUGUUCCAUCCGGGAAGGGAGAAAUCCGUGUGAUUUUGUUUGUUUUUUUCUUUCCAACACAGAUCCUGUCUUCAGAUUGACAUCUGAGAAUGUCGGCUUGAGUCAAAAACCUUGAGAGGGAAUUGUAGAAGUGUUCUGAUCUGGAGGGAAACUGGUUCGUCUUGAAUGCAAGUGAAGUGUUUUCUGGGUGGUGAAGAGAGGAGGAGGCCAGAUUCAGUCGUUUCAGCUGCAAAAACACAAAAUGUUUACAGUCUCUGCUCAGAAUGACGAAUAUUUAAAGCUGAACAGACUCAAAAAAAAAAAAAAAAGCUGCCAAAGUGACAGUUUGAACGGCGGCGGAGCCCGUUUGGUUUCUUCUCAGGAGCAGCUCAGCAGCUGAAUGACCACCGCUUUCUGUCUGUCUGUCUGUGUGUGUGUGUGUGUGUGUGUGUGUGUGUGUGUGUGUGUGUGUGUGUGUGUGUGCGUGUGCGUGCGUGCACGUACGCCAAGCGUUCACAUUCUUUUUCUUUUGUUGCUUGUUGUUCUGCACUUUCUCCAUAUUAACAAAUGAAGCUGUAAUUCACAGCAGCACCUGAACGCACCGCAGCAGGUGUUUCUGACAGAGCACAUCUGGAUCACAUUGUAACGUCUAAGAACUGCAGAGACUGAAGCAAAAUUGAAUUAAUCUAUUUAAAAAAAACAACUUGGUGAAAAAACGUUUUUUCAUUUAAACUCAAUUUAAAAAAAAAAUCUAAUCCAGCUUUAUUUUGGAAUAAUUUUCUUGCUUCCUUCCAAUUUGUUUUCAUGAUUAAAUUGCGUGAAUUCUC
Messenger RNA from Salarias fasciatus (jewelled blenny), 3683 nucleotides. It is a transcript of the gene capn7, whose product is annotated as calpain 7. Gene Ontology annotation, molecular function: calcium-dependent cysteine-type endopeptidase activity. Bases 222 to 2684 code for a protein of 820 amino acids. Gene Ontology annotation, biological process: proteolysis. Lineage: Eukaryota; Metazoa; Chordata; Actinopteri; Blenniiformes; Blenniidae. The record is from RefSeq and is a predicted model, not a curated record. The transcript is spliced from 21 exons.